UCAAACAGAACCAGGCAGAACUCGGCGCAGUUUUGUUCUAAAAAUAAACAUUUUUCUUUCAAAACUGGGCCCAGGCGUACUGCGUGGUGAAGUUUUUUGUGAAUUUACUUUAGCUAGGUAAAAUAAUACGUUCUCUGAAAAACGCUGGUGUUUAGUGUUUUAGGCAAAUCCGUCCGGCUGGCCACGGACGGUUCAGAAAAGAGGGCCCCGUCUUCGCCACGGUGAUGUGGAAUAUAGCGCCUCGAUACAGCAAAGCUCUUCGAUACCCACUUGCUACCAUCGGAUGAUUAUGUACCCGUAGUGUCCGUUCAGGAAACCAUUGCACAUCAGCAGCCUUCCUUGGGCAGCCUAGCAACGGCGUGAAGACGAAGGAAUAACAAUGGGAAACCCAAGCCUAACCUACGAGAUUUUACUCUAUCUCAAUUCGUUUUACUUUGGCAUGUUCGCUACCUGUGAACUAGGAAUGCUCACUCUGAAGGCAGUCAAUUUGAAGUAUCCGGAUCAUAUUCUGCUUCGGGAGGCGUGCAUCCUGGUAGCAUUGUGCUUGGUUGAAACGAUCCGAAUCAUCCUGGGCAGACGGGGUAGCCUUAGUGACCACGGUUGGCAUGUGAUCCUGUCCGUAUUUCUUACAAUUCCUUGCGGGAUGGGCGUAGGAUAUCUUCUCUUUUACCAGCUGCACAGACUACGCCUGGAGUACAUCCUAUGUGCCUUAAUGUUAUCACUACAGGCAGCAGAACUGCUCUUUGCAAUACUGUUCGUAUUCACGCUGUGUCGGCCGCCUUCCUACGAUUAAUUUCUAGACCAUCGUGACAAACUGCCAACGCUCUAGUAACCGAUUUCCGCCCAGAUUGUCUGGACCGGCCUACCAUGGCAGAAUGACGUCGUAAUUCCUAAGGGCUUACCGUUCCUGGCCGAGUUAAAAUUACCAUUCGGCGCACCUAUUGUAGUUGAUAUCGCAAUGCACAUCAGGUUGCAUUUGCACAUACCAAUGUGCCCCUCGAAUCGGACGCGGAAACAUCAUCAUCAUCAUCUUGCUCAAAUGGCCAAAAAACCGGUGCCAUCGUAAGGCUGGUAGUGAAUAGGUGCCAUGUAGUUUAUCGUAGAGUAUUGAAAAUCAAAAACCGAGCAGAAUUUUUAUGCCAUCUACAGCAAUUUUGGGCAGCUGUGUGUAUCAUGGACAAAGAAAACCAAUUGUUGUCAUACAGUUUAUAUGCUACUGUAGGAUAGAAUUAAUGCAUAAUUGCAAGCACAUGCCCACGGCACAUUACGAAAGCUUUCUUCAGUAUAAUGAACUGUGCACCGCCGCCUUCUCGAGUAUCUUUCCAUACACACCAACAAUGAAUUCACCAAAAGCUUUCCUAAACUUAAGAGCACAAAAUGAACCACUUAAUUCGAUACCAAAGAGCUUGAUUUCUAGUCUAUAGUUGCAUAAUUGAUUUAAACAAAACUUCCGACCAUCGACGGACCUUCCAAAGAGUACGGUCCUGUGUUUUACCUAAUCAAAUACUCUAUGUAAUAUAUCUUACAACUUUUUCUAUCUUGCGAUAACACAACUAAAACACAGACACACUUAAUGCUAUCGCCGCAUUCUUAAAAUCAAAAUAUUACUAGCAAUAGGUGGCAGCGAUACAAAGCGGGUUUCAGAAAAUCUAGAAACUAGUCAUUGUUGAUGCAUAUGCGCAUGCAGUGCAUGUGCGUGUGGGAACACUUAGAUAAUUUUGGAAUAUAAAAUUUGUAAACUGCUAACAACUGUGUCAAAUAUCAGGUACGGGCACACGCCGGAAGAGAAAAUUGAAAAGCAAAUACUUUACUAUAAUCAACCAUUAUUAAACAGUGUCAUAAAAUUUUGAAAAAUGUUUACCCUAACGUAAUACCGGAAGGUGAUAAAAACUCAUAUAUCAAUCUACUCAAUACAAGAUCAGUAAUAAAAAUGUGUACGUUUGAAAGUUGUGUGAUUACGACGAAGUAUAUCGUUCCCGUUUCGACCAUGUAAAAUCAACUUAAAGUCGCAUUCUUUAGGAUUUCGUUGGUACUUAGCAAACAGAAACUGAGGAUGGAUUUGUAUAAUCAGGUAAAACGUUUAAAAUAUAACACGCCUCGACAAAUAAAA
This is a messenger RNA of Anopheles funestus (African malaria mosquito), 2110 nucleotides long. RefSeq names its product transmembrane protein 216-like. Gene Ontology annotation, biological process: non-motile cilium assembly. The coding region runs from base 380 to 793 and encodes 137 amino acids. The transcript has 2 exons. Gene Ontology annotation, cellular component: ciliary transition zone. NCBI's taxonomy places the organism in Eukaryota, Metazoa, Arthropoda, Insecta, Diptera, Culicidae. The record is from RefSeq and is a predicted model, not a curated record.